Messenger RNA from Olea europaea var. sylvestris, 3454 nucleotides. Its product is annotated as switch 2. Lineage: Eukaryota; Viridiplantae; Streptophyta; Magnoliopsida; Lamiales; Oleaceae. Gene Ontology annotation, molecular function: ATP-dependent chromatin remodeler activity; ATP binding. The coding region runs from base 77 to 2665 and encodes 862 amino acids. The record is from RefSeq and is a predicted model, not a curated record. The transcript has 9 exons.
AGGCUGAUACUUUCUCCAAUUUGAAAACAAUACACCAGUAAAUAGUUCCUGCAAUUCAAGAAUUCCACAUUUUUCCAUGUCAUUCAACGCUCUUAAAGAGACCCUCAGACCUUGCACAAACAAUUUAUCAUGCUCCUCCUCUUCAUCUUUUUCACAAAUUUCUGAUUCCACGAUAAUCCCUAGAAAACCGCCUAAAUCUUCACUGUCUCAGCAACUUCUGCGCCUCGAACACACCCCUUUGUUGCUCCCAAAACCAGAGGCACGUUUUGAUGGUCGAAUUGAAAAUUCAGAAGAAGAAAAGGAAAAUGAAAAUGACUUUGGACGAUCCAAGUUGGAGUCCUUUCGUCUGUUUGAAUACACGGGAAAUUAUGAGCCUCUAGUUCUGUCUCCGCAGGGUGAAAUUCCGGUGAUUCAGGUACCUGCAUCCGUAAAUUGUAGACUCCUGGAACAUCAAAGGGAAGGUGUGAAAUUUCUCUAUAAUUUGUACAGGAACAACCAUGGAGGUGUUCUCGGUGAUGACAUGGGACUGGGAAAGACCAUCCAAACAAUUGCUUUCUUAGAUGCGGUCUUUGGAAAGGACGGAGAGUCAGGUGACUUAGCCCCACUGAAGGGAAAUUGCAAAGAUAAGGGUCCCGUACUGGUAGUUUGCCCCAGUUCUGUUAUUCACAACUGGGAAAAUGAGUUUUCCAAAUGGUCUGCAUUUAUUGUUUCUGUUUACCAUGGACCAAAUCGUGACCUGAUAAUUGACAAACUAGAGGCACAUAAUGUUGAGAUACUUAUAACCAGCUUUGACACUUAUAGGAUCCAUGGAAGCAUUUUAUCAGAGAUACAGUGGGAGAUUGUGAUUAUUGAUGAGGCACACCGGCUUAAGAAUGAAAAGUCAAAACUCUAUAGAGCAUGUUUGAAAAUUAGAACCCCUAAACGUUAUGGUCUCACGGGAACUAUAAUGCAGAAUAAAAUAAUGGAAUUAUUCAAUCUAUUUGAUUGGGUAGCACCUGGUUGCUUGGGGACACGAGAACAUUUUCGAGAAUUUUAUGAUGAACCUCUCAAGCAUGGUCAAAGAUCAAGUGCUCCUGAAAGAUUUAUCCGAGUUGCUGAUAAACGAAAACAACACUUAGUAUCAGUUUUGCAAAGAUAUUUGUUGAGAAGGACAAAGGAGGAAACUAUAGGGCACCUUAUGAUGGGAAAGGAAGAUAAUGUUGUAUUCUGUGCCAUGAGUGAGUUGCAAAAACGGGUAUACCAAAGGACGUUACAACUCCCUGAUUUCCAAUGCCUUAUCAAUAAGGACAUGCCAUGUAGUUGUGGAAGUCCACUUAAUCAAGUUGAAUGUUGCAAGAGGACUGUUCCAAAUGGUUUCAUCUGGCCGUACCUCCACGAGGAUAAUCCAGAAGGUUGUGAUUCAUGCCCCUUUUGCCUUGUUCUCCCUUGCCUUGUCAAGCUUCAGCAGAUUAGCAAUCAUCUAGAGCUCAUCAAACCCAAUCCGAAGGACGAUCCAUACAAACAAAAAAAGGAUGCGGAAUUUGCUUCUGCUGUAUUUGGUAUAGACAUUGAUUUAGUGGGAGGAAAUGCCCUGAAUGAGAGUUUCAUGGGCCUGACUGAUGUUAAACAUUGCGGAAAAAUGAGAGCUCUGGAAAGGUUGAUGAGCUCUUGGAUUUCUCUGGGUGACAAGAUUCUUCUUUUCAGUUAUUCUGUGAGGAUGUUAAAUAUACUUGAAAAGUUUAUCAUACGCAAAGGCUAUUCCUUUUCAAGACUCGAUGGCUCAACUCCAACUAGCUUGCGCCAGUCUCUUGUUGACAAUUUUAACUCAAGUCCAAGCAAGCAGGUGUUCCUGAUAUCUACCCGUGCUGGUGGGCUAGGGCUCAAUCUUGUUAGUGCAAAUCGGGUUGUGAUAUUUGAUCCAAACUGGAAUCCUGCACAGGAUUUGCAGGCGCAGGACAGGUCAUUCCGUUUUGGUCAAAAGCGGCAUGUAACUGUUUUCCGUCUUCUUGGAGCUGGUUCUCUCGAGGAACUUAUCUACACACGCCAAGUGUAUAAACAGCAGCUAUCAAAUAUUGCUGUUUCUGGGAAAAUGGAAAAACGAUACUUUGAAGGAGUCCAGGAUUGCAAGGAGUUUAAAGGCGAGCUGUUUGGAAUAAGCAAUCUUUUCAGUGAUCUCUCUGACAAGCUUUUCACUAGUGAGAUCAUCGAGUUGCAUGAAAAGCAAGGAAAAGAAUAUGAACACAACCACGGGGAGAAGCUCGAUUUGCCUCGACUUGGGAUGGAUCUUGUUCCUAAGAAAGAAACAGCUAGAAAGUUUUUGGUGGACGAUGAGAGAGACAAAACAGGCGAACCUGCUCUUAAAGAUCUUGGUAUUGUAUAUGCUCAUCGCAACGAGGAUAUUGUUAACUUUGGAGCUGGGAACCAGGGCAUGGAUUUGAAGGACGCUGUGGCGACACGGCUAUUCCACCCUACUGUGGGGACGAAUAGAUCUGAUUUGGAAGGAGAAAAGGAGAAUGUGAAAAUAGUCGCUUCAGCCAAGAGACAGAAAAGAAGCCAGUAUAGCCUCCUUGCUCAGUCGAUGGGCAUGGAAGAGGUUGAGUUUAGCAAGUGGUUACUAUCAGCAACUCCUGCAGAGCGUGAAAAAGUGCUUCGAGACUAUAAGAAGAGAAAGGACAAGAUUCCUUAAUUGUUGACAGUUUGCGAUUCCUCUUGCAGGUGCAUAAACACACAAUUCUACAUGUAAAAUUUUGUAUAUACACACGUCUCUUUCUUUCAUCUAGAGAUCUUAGUUGAAUUUGUACAGGAAAAUGUAUCCCAGAGUUCUGACAAUAUGCGAAAGUUUGCUGUUGCAGGUUGCGGCCAUUGCAAAACUACAUGCAAAAAAUCUACUGUUCGAUGGUGGUAUAAAAAAGAUCUAAAUUGUGAUUUAGAUCUUGAAAGUGACUUAAAACCUCUCCAAUGAACAGGCCCAUAGAAAAUGCAAAUUGCAUUUUAAUGGCGAAAUGACCGUGUCAUUAACGUAUACACAGGACAAGAAUUAUUGUCACUGAUUGGUCUCUGCCAAGUAGAGCAGCACCCACCUGUCUUUACAGCUGAAACAUCAUCCUUUGACUCGAAAUUAAUGGUCUGUCCUUUAGGUAAGGCUGUGGGAUUAUCACUAGCCUCAAGAGCUUUCCUGCUAACGGCGUAAUGUAUCUGAGCAAGCACCUCGGUGAAGGCAUUUUCAACUUCCAUGACUCCAAAGCGGAAGUUUCCAUGAAAAAGGCAUUUUUCUCUUUCAGCAAGUUCUUUAGCAUCUUCGGUUACGCAAGUUUGUCUUAUUUCCUACAAGCCUGAUGACAAUGUUUGAAUCUGUAUGGUCUCUGAGUUCCUUCAACCAUCUUUCAACAUUCUUAAAUGUAACAUGACGAGUGACAUCAUAUACAGGCAAUGCACCAACUAGGUCAGGUAAAUUGCUACAGAAUUUCAAGAAUCA